CUUCACGGCAGCAGCCAAAAAUACUCGUUUAACCUCAUCAGACAUAGAUACAAAGGAGUCGCUCGGCUCCUGUUCUAACAUAAAGUCGGUGGAAAUGUCGAAGCCGCCGUCAAUUGAAGAUUUCAUCAUUUUGAAGCCGAUCAGCAGAGGCGCUUUUGGGAAAGUUUACCUCGCUCGAAAGAAGCCAAACGCACGAUUAUACGCCAUCAAAGUGAUGAAGAAAGCAGAUAUGGCUGAUAAAAACAUGACUGGGCAGAUGAAGGCGGAGAGAGACGCGCUGGCUCUCAGCAAAAGUCCCUUUGUGGUUCACCUGUUUUAUUCCCUGCAAACAGCAACUAACAUCUACCUGGUGAUGGAGUACCUGAUUGGUGGAGAUGUGAAGUCUCUUCUUCACAUUUAUGGGUAUUUUGAUCAGGAGAUGGCUGUAAAAUAUAUCUCAGAGGUUGCACUGGCUUUGGACUACCUACACCGUCAUGGAAUCAUUCACAGGGACUUGAAGCCAGACAAUAUGCUUAUAUCCAAUGAAGGUCACAUCAAACUAACAGACUUCGGUCUUUCUAAAGUCAAGCUUGAUAGAGAACUGAACCUGAUGGAUAUUCUUACCACUCCUUCCUUGGCAAAACCAAAAAAAGAUUACUCCCGUACGCCGGGUCAGGUCCUCUCAUUGAUCAGCUCACUUGGAUUUAAUACAAUCACAUGUGAAAACAAACGCCACAGCAGUGCGUAUGCGGUGCUCAGGCCAAUGUCCUGCGACAGAGUCAAACAAAAGAAGAACUCUCUGGGUUCACCCGUGAUGAAGAACAGUGACCACCUAUACUCUCUGGGUAGUUACCCUUGGAAAAAAGGGCUUCAUAGCACUGCGUUCAGUUCCCACAACCUGUCCAAAAAUCUGUCUCCCACGUUGUUGAAGACCAGAAAGAGGUUUGAGACAGCGAGUGCAGGCAGCACCACUGAUACUGAAGCUGCAGUCAGUCCGAUGUGGGAGUGUGAGGAGAAAGAAAAUGAGCAUAAUAAUGAACAAAUGAGGAGAGGGAAGUUGUCAUCAUCGCACACAAAGCAAGUUCUCAUUGAGUCACAGAAUGAAAGACCUGGACUAGACUGUGCAACUGCACAAUCUGAGGACCUCUCUGCAAAGGUCCACAGCAAAAUCUUUGAUGCCAUUCCUGGCAAUCACUCAAAAAAGGCUAUUCCAUGUCAUCUUGCAGAAAAGAGUCCUUGCACACCAAAAGUGGAGUCUGUUCCUUCAGCUCAACCUGAUUCUUGUCCAUCAGUGGGAAGUGAAGUGAAUGUUGCAACAGCUUCAUCUUUGAAGAGAACAUUUGCACACGUGGAAAAAAGUCCAGUGCAACCAGAGAUGCAAGCCAAGAAGAGAACUGCAGACUAUAAGAGAUACUAUGACAUUCCAGAAGACCAUGUGAGGUUUCAUACCGGUCUGACGGGAGCUUUUUCCACCGUCAAAGUGGGUGACUUCAGACUUGGAUCGGAUGAGGACUGCAUCCCAAAUCGUUCUAGUCCUGUUGCUGUUGCCAAAAGUCUGUUUGGUGAGCUGGAAGAGCGAUCAGAAGACGAUGUGUUUGAAGACUGUACCAAAGACUUAUCACAUUCAAGUUUCACAUCACCGCUAGCUGGACACAGUGAGGUCUGCCGGAGCUUGAGCCUGGACUCUGACGGGUCUGUCCAUGAAACAUCAAUGACAAUGGACAGCAGUGCUUAUAUGAAGCCGAGCCAGUGCUCCAUGAAAAGGACUUCAGUAGCAUCCGAAGAUCAGGAAGAAAAUAAAGUUUCACCCAGUACUGAAUCUGUGCCACAUCCUCUGUCUGCUAUUAUGAUUGAAACACCCAAACUAGGUAUUUGUGGCCGGCGAGAUGAAUCUCAGUCUUCUUCCUUUCUCAGCCAGAUCCCUCAUCUGGACCACGAUGGUGUGGAGUCCCCGUCUUUCCUCAAGCCUCGCAAUGUUGUAGCUUUCCGUAGUUACUGUAGCUCUAUCAACCGUUCCAACGUCUCUGGGAUGUCCCGUUUUAGCCUCGGAUCUGUGGAGGCAAUGGACAUGUCCACAUCAGCUUCUUAUCACUCUCUGCCUGCUGCUGUAACACCUGUGCAGAAAAGACCCAACUCCAGCAGCUCAAUCUAUCAGACUCCCCAGCCCAUGAUGACCUCCCACACCCCCUUCAGGACUCCAAAGAGCGUCCGACGAGGUGUGCUGCCUGUUGAGGGUGCGCCCCUUUUGGGAACCCCUGAUUACUUGGCUCCAGAGCUCCUCUUGGGAAAACCUCAUGGAAGGUGUAAUUGCGACUGCAUGGUGGAUUGGUGGGCAUUAGGUGUGUGUCUUUUCGAGUUCCUCACAGGUGUGCCACCUUUCAACGAUGAGACGCCUCAGCUGGUCUUCCAGAAUAUUCUCAACAGAGAUAUCCCCUGGCCCGAGGGAGAGGAGGAACUUCCUGACUGUUCCCGGAACGCGAUUGAAAUCCUCCUGACGAUGGACAUGACCAAACGGGCUGGUCUCAAAGAAUUGAAGAGUCACCCCCUGUUUGAAUGGCUGGACUGGGACAACCUGCAGAACCAGCCGAUGUCCUUCAUUCCUCAACCAGAGGACGAAACCGACACCUCGUACUUUGAGGCAAGAAACAACGCUCAUCAGAUCGCUAUGUCCAGCUUCAGCUUGUAGAGUUUCUAACAUAAAAUUGGAGCUCUGGAAUUUGGAUUUUUCAACCUUUGUGGGUUCAGAUUUUCAAUAGUGUGAAUCAGUUAAGUACUGAGUUAGACCGCUAACAUUGUCAAGGGCUAAAGUUAUACUGUGUAAGCUAUGGGGCUAGGUGCAAACAGCAGAGUAAAACUGCUUCUUAUCACCAGUAAAUAAGCAAAAAAUGUUACAAAACGUGUUUUGCAGCACGGAGAGGAUCCCUGUGGAGAUCUACGUGCACAUUUACUU
This is a messenger RNA of Thalassophryne amazonica, 2929 nucleotides long. RefSeq names its product microtubule associated serine/threonine kinase-like (gene mastl). Gene Ontology annotation, cellular component: nucleus. Gene Ontology annotation, biological process: intracellular signal transduction; peptidyl-serine phosphorylation. The record is from RefSeq and is a predicted model, not a curated record. NCBI's taxonomy places the organism in Eukaryota, Metazoa, Chordata, Actinopteri, Batrachoidiformes, Batrachoididae. Gene Ontology annotation, molecular function: ATP binding; protein serine/threonine kinase activity. The coding region runs from base 95 to 2665 and encodes 856 amino acids. The transcript has 13 exons.